This is a messenger RNA of Neogale vison (American mink), 6330 nucleotides long. RefSeq names its product epidermal growth factor receptor (gene EGFR). Gene Ontology annotation, cellular component: signaling receptor complex; basal plasma membrane. Gene Ontology annotation, biological process: protein phosphorylation; cell differentiation; cell surface receptor protein tyrosine kinase signaling pathway. Gene Ontology annotation, molecular function: ATP binding; epidermal growth factor binding; epidermal growth factor receptor activity. The coding region runs from base 253 to 3876 and encodes 1207 amino acids. Lineage: Eukaryota; Metazoa; Chordata; Mammalia; Carnivora; Mustelidae. The record is from RefSeq and is a predicted model, not a curated record. The transcript has 28 exons.
CAGCAGCAGCCUCCGCCCCCGGCACGGUGUGCACGCCCGCGGUCAGGGCGGCCAGAGCCCGGACCGAGUCCCGAGCUGGUCCCGAGCGAGCCCCGGCGGCCGCCGCCUCCCAGACCGGACGACAGGCGACCGGACGACAGGCGACCUCCGCGUCCACCCGAGUCCCGCCUCGCCGCCGCCGUCCCCGCGCACGGCCGCCCGACUCGGUCCCGCCUGAUUGCGGAGACCCCGAGCCGGCGCUUGGGGGCAACGAUGCGACCCUCCGGGACGGCGGGAGCAGCGCUCCUGGUCCUGCUGGCCGCGCACUUCCCGGCGAGUCCGGCGCUGGAGGAGAAGAAAGUUUGCCAAGGCACCAGUAACCGGCUCACCCAGCUGGGCACUUUUGAAGACCACUUCCUGAGCCUUCAGAGGAUGUUCAAUAACUGUGAGGUGGUCCUUGGGAAUCUGGAAAUUACCUACAUGCAAAAGAAUUAUGACCUUUCCUUCUUAAAGACCAUCCAGGAGGUUGCCGGCUAUGUCCUCAUUGCCCUGAACACCGUGGAGAAGAUUCCCUUGGAAAACCUGCAGAUCAUCCGAGGAAACGUGCUCUAUGAAAACAUGCACGCCUUGUCCGUCUUAUCCAACUAUGGCGCGAACAAAACCGGGCUGCAGGAGCUUCCCCUGAGAAACUUACACGAAAUCCUCCAAGGCGCCGUGCGCUUCAGCAACAACCCUGUCCUCUGCAACGUGGACAGCAUCAAGUGGCAGGACAUCGUGGGCGACAGUUUUGUAAGCAACAUGUCGAUGGACUUCCAGAACCAUGCGGGCAAUUGCCAAAAGUGUGAUCCAAGCUGUCCCAAUGGAAGUUGUUGGGGUCCGGGAAAGGAGAACUGCCAGAAAUUGACCAAAAUCAUCUGUGCCCAGCAGUGUUCGGGGCGCUGCCGCGGCAGGUCCCCCAGCGACUGCUGUCACAACCAGUGUGCCGCCGGCUGCACGGGGCCCCGCGAGAGCGACUGUCUGGUGUGCCGCAAGUUCCGCGACGAAACCACGUGCAAGGACACCUGCCCGCCGCUCAUGCUCUACAACCCGACCACCUACCAGAUGGACGUCAACCCAGAGGGAAAAUACAGCUUUGGUGCCACCUGCGUGAAGAAGUGCCCCCGUAACUACGUGGUGACUGACCACGGCUCUUGUGUCCGUGCCUGCAGCUCCGACAGCUACGAGGUAGAGGAAGAUGGAGUCCGCAAGUGUAAGAAGUGUGAGGGGCCUUGCCGCAAAGUGUGUAAUGGAAUAGGCAUUGGCGAAUUUAAAGACACACUUUCCAUAAAUGCUACAAAUAUUAAACACUUCAAAAAUUGCACGUCGAUCAGUGGAGAUCUUCAUAUCCUGCCUGUAGCGUUUAGAGGUGACUCCUUCACGCGUACUCUGCCUCUCGAUCCAAAGGAACUGGACAUUCUAAAAACUGUAAAGGAAAUAACAGGGUUUCUGCUGAUUCAGGCCUGGCCCGAAAACAGGACUGACCUCCAUGCUUUCGAGAACCUAGAAAUCAUACGUGGAAGAACAAAGCAACAUGGUCAGUUUUCUCUUGCGGUCGUCGGCCUGGACAUAACAUCCUUGGGCUUACGCUCCCUCAAGGAGAUCAGUGAUGGGGAUGUGAUCAUCUCGGGAAACAAAAAAUUGUGCUAUGCAAAUACAAUAAACUGGAAAAAACUAUUUGGGACUUCAAGUCAGAAAACCAAAAUUAUAAACAACAAAGAUGAAAAAGGCUGCAAGGCCAUGGGCCACGUCUGCCAUCCUUUGUGCUCAUCAGAGGGCUGCUGGGGCCCAGAGCCGAAAGACUGUGUGUCCUGCAGAAACGUCAGCCGGGGCAAGGAAUGUGUGGAGAAGUGCAAUGUUCUGGAGGGGGAGCCAAGGGAGUUUGUGGAGAACUCCGAGUGCAUACAGUGCCACCCGGAAUGCCUGCCCCAGCCCAUGAAUGUAACCUGCACAGGACGGGGACCAGACAGCUGCGUCAAGUGUGCGCACUACAUCGACGGCCCGCACUGCGUCAAGACCUGUCCGGCUGGCAUCAUGGGAGAGAACAACACCCUGGUCUGGAAGUUUGCAGACGCCAAUCGCGUGUGCCACCUGUGUCAUUCCAACUGUACCUAUGGCUGUGACGGGCCAGGUCUUGAAGGCUGUACGAUAGAAAGGCCCCAGAUCCCAUCUAUUGCCAUCGGGAUUGUGGGCGGCCUCUUCUUGGUGGUGAUGGUGGCCCUCGGGGUGGGCCUCUUUUUGCGCCGGCGCCAUAUUGUCCGGAAGCGUACCCUUCGUAGACUGCUGCAAGAAAGAGAGCUUGUUGAGCCUCUUACGCCCAGCGGAGAAGCUCCCAACCAAGCUCUCUUGAGGAUCUUAAAGGAAACAGAAUUCAAAAAGAUCAAGGUGCUGGGCUCUGGAGCAUUUGGCACAGUGUACAAGGGACUCUGGAUCCCAGAAGGUGAGAAAGUUAAAAUUCCCGUGGCCAUCAAGGAAUUAAGAGAAGCCACAUCUCCGAAAGCCAACAAGGAAAUUCUUGAUGAAGCCUACGUGAUGGCCAGUGUGGACAAUCCGCAUGUCUGCCGCCUCCUGGGCAUCUGCCUCACCUCCACGGUCCAGCUGAUCACACAGCUCAUGCCCUUUGGCUGCCUCCUGGACUACGUCCGCGAGCACAAGGACAACAUCGGCUCCCAGUACCUGCUCAACUGGUGUGUGCAGAUUGCAAAGGGCAUGAACUACCUGGAGGACCGGCGCUUGGUGCACCGCGACCUGGCAGCCAGAAAUGUCCUGGUGAAGACACCACAGCACGUCAAGAUCACAGAUUUUGGGCUGGCCAAGCUGCUUGGUGCCGAGGAGAAAGAAUACCAUGCGGAAGGAGGCAAGGUGCCUAUCAAGUGGAUGGCUUUGGAAUCAAUUUUACACCGAAUUUAUACCCACCAAAGUGAUGUGUGGAGCUACGGGGUCACUGUUUGGGAGUUGAUGACCUUUGGGUCCAAGCCGUAUGACGGAAUCCCCGCCAGCGAGAUCUCCACCAUCCUGGAGAAAGGAGAGCGCCUCCCGCAGCCGCCCAUAUGCACCAUCGAUGUCUACAUGAUCAUGGUCAAGUGCUGGAUGAUAGAUGCAGACAGUCGCCCCAAAUUCCGUGAGCUGAUCAUUGAAUUCUCCAAAAUGGCCCGAGACCCCCAGCGCUACCUUGUCAUCCAGGGAGAUGAGAGAAUGCACUUGCCGAGCCCUACAGACUCCAAUUUUUACCGCGCACUGAUGGACGAAGAGGACAUGGAGGAUGUGGUGGAUGCCGAUGAGUACCUCAUCCCCCAGCAGGGCUUCUUCCACAGCCCCUCCACGUCCCGGACCCCCCUCCUGAGCUCUCUGAGCGCCACCAGCAACAACUCCACCGUGGCUUGCAUUGACAGAAAUGGGAGCUGUCCUCUCAAAGAAGACAGCUUCCUGCAGCGGUAUAGCUCAGACCCCACUGGCACCUUGACUGAGGACAACAUAGAUGACACUUUCCUCCCAGCACCCGAAUACAUAAACCAGUCCGUCCCCAAGAGGCCGGCGGGUUCCGUGCAGAAUCCUGUCUAUCACAAUCAGCCUCUCAACCCAGCUCCAGGCAGAGACGCUCACUACCAAAACCCCCACAGCAACGCCGUGGGCAACCCUGAGUAUCUCAACACCGUCCCUCCCGGCAUCACCAGCGCGCUCGGCGGCGCCGGCCUCUGGGCCCAGAAAGACAACCACCAGAUCAGCCUGGACAACCCCGACUACCAGCAGCACUUCUUUCCCAAGGAAGCCAAGUCCAACGGCGUCUUCAAGGGCCCUGCGGCCGAACACGCAGACUACCUGCGGGUAGCCCCGCCGAGCAGUGAGUUUAUUGGAGCAUGACCACGGAGGAUAGGGUGGCCGUAAGAGUCUCGGAUGUGUCACCCGCCCUGGGACCAAGCCACAGCAGCGACGCCCAGUGCUGACAGUCACGCCCUCGUUGACUCCUGGGCCCGUGGACUGGUUUGGCCAUAUUUGCUCCUACGGACCCAUCUUUCACCCAGGAAGUGCCCCCUCCUCGAAAGCACUUUGGGAAGUUGCUGGGAAGUUCCUUUGUCUUCAAACUGUGAGACCGCCACAAAAAGGCAUCCGGCAAGAAUAUUCUCUUUGGGCAGAAGUUUGCUUUUCAGUGAGGUAUAUUUGAUUUUAAAAAAAAAGAAAGAAAAGAAAAAAUCUGCAUAAGGAGUUGUAUUGCUUGGGGACCCUGGGGGUUUUUAAUUGUCAUUAUGGAUUUUAUUUCUCCUGGGCGUUUCCAACGAGGAAGGAGCUUUUUGCUCAAGUACUGGCUGCACUGAGUAGAUCCAGGCCCAACUGUGACCAAGAAGCAAGGGUCAGAGCCUUCCAGCUAACAUUUGAUUCCACUGACUCUAGCUCCAAGAUUCUUCCACUGCAAGACAAUUUUUAAAAAAAAACUAGAAGUACUCUGUGUCCUAAGCGGGACUGGUUGGUACUGUAGCAAAUCAUAGCACGUUCAAGAGGAUAAGCCACUUUGAACCCUUCCCGAGCGCGAAAGAAACGGAAGGGGUAGAGUUCUUCGGACUUCUUUUUAUAUAAAUGUCUUCAUGGUACUUACUCUCCAUUGGUUGACCAGCGUUUUCUAGCUAUAAGUAUUGGACUUACUUGUUUCUUUUCCAUUCCACUGUUUGGAAGCUCGGUAGGAGUUCCCUGUUGGUGAGAGGAGACGGUACAUCACACUCUAACCUGGACCAGCUCACGUUGGGUCGGUGUUCAAUCCGGUAGCCUUUAAUCGCGAUGGAACGAUAAUGCAAAAGUUCACACGAGAACGUGGCUCCCAAAUUUGAGUCUCAGAGGAAAUAUGUCAAGUCCCCUGGGGGUUGGGGAAUGAAUGGGCAUCUGUCCGGACACUGCAGAAAUGAGACGCUCCUCCUCAAACUCAUGGAGCCUCCCACCCUGCCCCCCGACUACCAAAUUAGGCUUAUGGGAGACAAUUUCCUUUUUAUUUUACUAUAGAAGUUUUUUACUCAAAGGGUACGUCCCCCCCCCCUUCUCUGGUAGGCUGUCCCCAAGGCCCCAAAAUGAAGGGAUCCAGAUUCCAGGGCCACCAAGCAGGAACUAACAGCCCUCGCCCCUGGGGGCACAUUUCACAGGGCGAAAUAAAGUUAACACUAUGCAUCGGGGGAAUUAAAGCGGUAAAUGUUAAAUCAGAGCUUGAAAUCCAUGACAAUGUCUUAACAAUAGCUACAGAUCGUUCUUUGAAAGGAAAAUUCCCUCCUAAAAGUUUCCGUAGCAUUGGAGGAUCCAGCUGAUUUAGGACCCGGAGUGCUUUUCCACCUCCUGGGUCCUUGCAGCCUGACCGACCGGUUCAUGGCAGUCCUUUGUAUGCAGGUGUUAAACCCUCUUAGUCUUUCAAGGAAAAGAUCUUUCAGACCAUAUUUCUGACUAUGAAUGUGUCCAGCCCCACACACGUACAAGAUUUCCCUUUCGCUGUUAAAGUAGUAAUUGACUCUUGGAUCAGGGCCCUACAGUUUUGUUACCAAUAUAUUGACUUUGUUCCGAUGGAAAUAUAAACUAUUUAGUUCAAUUCCGCUGUGUUUUCAGAUACUCUUAAGUACCUCUACCAGCCCAGCAUACACUCUGAAGACCUAAAAAUAAAUAAAACAUUAUCCCCGAUUCCAAGAAAUUCACAAUUCAGCAAAGGGAAUUGACUCAAACACAAACCUUAACACAGUACGACAGAGGGUAGGCAAGACGGGUCAGCCAAGCACACUCAGCACAGGGCAGGGAAGAAUGCGUCCUGCCUUGGGAGGGCCCUGGAAGGCUCAUCCAGGAGGAAACAUGACCAGGUUCUUAGCCACGAGGGAAAUGGGAGUGCGCUCCCGACAGACAAAACCUUGACCAAGAAAGCAUCUGCCAGAGAAACUGCUAAAAAAGUAGGAGAAAGGCCACCUCCCUGCAUCUUAACAAGCUGUCCCUUUAAGCCUGGGAACCUGCUUGUGGCAUUCCCCCAGCACCCCACAUGGGGGGGGGCGGGGUCCCUCCCUGGGGAUCUGAAAAUGAUUCUUGAAAAGAUUAAACAUUUCUAAGACUCUCGAAUUUUAUGUCAUUGUCAGUAAAUCACUUUUGUUACUUACUUGCCUCAGAACAUAAAUAUUUUAGCCAGAAUCUUCUUUGGCCCUGGGAAACAGACUGAUGCACAUUUUAUUACCACUUUUUCAUCAAGAAGCAAGUGACUGGUGAGGGAGAGCAACUGUAUGUCAGUCCGACUGUAGCAGUUAAAUCCUAGUAUUUUUGUAAUUUGCAAUAUUUUACUAUAACAUAAUAAAACAGCAAAAACUA